GAGUAAUCUCGUUCUUUUCCUAUAUUCUUUCAAAGAGAGAAGAUAGAUUGAACUUAAUCAGGUCUAUCUCCCGUGAAAAUCAACAAGAAUGGGUGCGUACAGAUACGUCCAAGAGUUAUAUCGCAAGAAGCAAAGCGAUGUAUUGCGUUAUUUACUUCGUGUAAGAUGCUGGCAAUAUCGUCAAUUGACAAAGCUCCAUCGUGCACCAAGACCUUCACGUCCCGAUAAAGCACGUCGUUUGGGAUACAAAGCAAAGCAAGGAUUCCUCAUCUACCGCAUUCGAGUACGUCGAGGAGGUCGAAAACGUCCAGUUCACAAAGGUUGCACAUACGGCAAGCCUAAGAGUCACGGAGUCAACCAAUUGAAACCAUACAGAAACUUGCAAUCCGUUGCUGAGGAACGUGUUGGACGCAGAAUGGGAGGUUUGAGAGUCCUCAACUCAUACUGGGUCGCUCAAGAUGCUGCCUUCAAAUACUAUGAAGUCAUCUGCGUCGAUCCAUUCCAUAAUGCAGUUCGUCGUGAUCCAAAAGUCAACUGGGUCUGCAAUGCAGUUCACAAGCAUCGCGAAUUACGUGGUCUUACCUCCGCUGGAAAGAGCUCUCGUGGUGUUGCUAAAGGAUACAGAUAUUCACAAACAAUUGGUGGAUCACGUCGUGCUGCAUGGCGUCGUAAGAAUCGUUUACAUUUACGUCGUUAUCGUUAAACUGGAACAUAUUCUUUGCGAUUGUAAUAACAUCCCAACAAUACUACUACAUCCAAUAUUAAGAAUAAACUUUCUUAUGU
Chironomus riparius is the source of this 783-nucleotide messenger RNA. Lineage: Eukaryota; Metazoa; Arthropoda; Insecta; Diptera; Chironomidae. The record is from the annotation of a GenBank genome assembly.